Messenger RNA from Morus notabilis, 3689 nucleotides. RefSeq names its product structural maintenance of chromosomes protein 6B. The coding region runs from base 181 to 3345 and encodes 1054 amino acids. NCBI's taxonomy places the organism in Eukaryota, Viridiplantae, Streptophyta, Magnoliopsida, Rosales, Moraceae. The record is from RefSeq and is a predicted model, not a curated record. The transcript has 28 exons. Gene Ontology annotation, biological process: double-strand break repair via homologous recombination; chromosome organization. Gene Ontology annotation, molecular function: single-stranded DNA binding; protein binding; ATP binding. Gene Ontology annotation, cellular component: nucleus; Smc5-Smc6 complex; site of double-strand break.
UUAAAAAAAAAAAAAACAGAUAUUUACACGGUGAUGCGGAAAGCCAUGAUUCAGGUGUUGCUCCAUUUUCCCGCCAAGGACAGUCUUCUUCUUCCUCUGGGUCACUCCUCGUUUCGCUUCUUCUCCUCUAGGGUUUCCUUCUCUUCCAAGAAAAAAAAGCUCUAGAACCAGACCCGAGCCAUGGACGACCCAAUGUCCAGUUCUAUUGAGCGUCCUAAAGCAGGUAUUGUCAAGAGGAUCCGAUUGGAGAACUUCAUGUGCCACAGUAAUUUGGAAAUCGAGCUCGGCGACCGCGUAAAUUUCAUCACCGGUCAAAAUGGAAGUGGUAAGAGUGCGAUACUCACUGCUCUGUGCGUUGCAUUUGGGUGUCGAGCAAAAGGUACUCAGAGAGCGUCGACGUUGAAGGAUUUUAUCAAAAAAAAUUGCGGUUAUGCCCUUGUCCAAGUCGAAAUAAAAAAUGAAGGGGGCGAUGCUUUUAAGCCUCAAAUAUACGGCGAUGCCAUAACUAUAGAAAGGAGGAUCACUGCAUCCGCUGGCCCCACUGUUUUGAAAGAUAACCGAGGAAGGAAAGUUGCUAGUAGGAAAGACGAGCUUCGUGAGCUAGUAGAACAUUUUAAUAUUGAUGUUGAGAAUCCGUGCGUAAUAAUGAGUCAAGACAAAAGCAGAGAAUUCUUACAUUCUGGGAAUGACAAAGACAAAUUUAAGUUCUAUUUUAAGGCCACACUUCUCCAGCAAGUUAAUGAUCUCUUGGAAAACAUUGAUCUACGCUUGAAGACUGCGGAUGGUAUUGUUUGUGAAUUAGAGGAUUCAGUGAAACCAAUAGAGAAGGAACUAAGUGAAUUGCAAGAAAAGAUUGAUAGCAUGAAGCAUGUUGAAAGAAUUACUCAGGACUUACAGGAGCUGAAGAAGAAGCUUGCUUGGUCAUGGGUAUAUAAAGUAGACAGGGAUCUCCAGGAAAAACUUGGAAAUGUGGAAAAGCUGAAAGGCCGUAUACCUACUGUUCAAGCUAAAAUUGAUUCUAAAAAGGGUGUAGUAGAGGAACUAAGGCAACUCUUAGAUGAGAAGAAAACUCGAAUUGCACGCAUGAUGGAAAAGACGGAUGAAGUGAAGAGAAAGAAGCAGGAACUGGAACAAACAUUGUCCUCGGCUACAAAAGAGAAGCUAGUGCUAGAAACCGAACAUAACCGAAUAGUUAAGGACAUCCAGAAGUGGGUGAAGAGUGUUAAGUUUCUUGAGCAACAAGUGCAGGAACUUCACGAGCAGCACGUAAAAGAUACUCAGGCUGAAGAAUCUCAAAUAGAGGAGAAGCUGAAGGAACUCCAGUACGAGGUUGAUGCUGCUGAUUCAACAUUUACAAGGUUGAAGGAAGAAGAGAAUAGAUUAUCGGAAUGCUUGAACCAGGGGAUGACUGAAAUCCGACAUAAAGCUGAGGAGAUUGAGGGUUUUGAGCAGCAGUACCAUGAAUUGUCAACAAAAAUACGCGAGCUUCAGCAAAAUCAAACCAACAGGGUUACUGCUUUUGGUGGAGAUAGAGUUAUUAAUCUGUUACGGGUAAUUGAGGGACGCUAUCAGAGAUUUAAAAUGCCACCAAUUGGUCCAAUUGGUGCCCAUGUGACUUUGGUUAAGGGUGAUAAGUGGGCCCCUGCUGUCGAACAGGCCCUUGGAAAUUUGCUCAAUGCUUUCAUCGUAACAGAUCAUAAAGACUGUCUCCUUCUGAGGGCAUGUGCGAAGGAAGCGAAUUAUCAUUACCUUCAGAUUAUCGUGUACGAUUUUUCAAGACCAAGGUUAAAUAUCCCAGAUCACAUGCAUCCUCAAACAAAUCAUCCAACUACUCUUUCAGUUCUUGAUUCUGAAAAUCACACUGUUUUAAAUGUGUUAGUCGAUGUGGGUAAUGCUGAGCGGCAAGUUCUUGUUCAAGAUUAUGACGUGGGAAAAGUUGUUGCUUUUGAUUCGAGGAACUCAAAUGUCAAGGAGGUCUACACAUUAGACGGCUAUAAAAUGUUUUCACGUGCUUCUGUUCAGACAAUCCUUCCCCCGCCCCCAAGGAGAACUUCUAGAGCUCCGCGUCUUUGUAGUUCCUUUGAUGAGCAAAUAAUGAAUUUUGAGAGGGAAGCAUCAGAGGUACGACAAGAAGCUCAAGAGUGCAGGAGGAUGAAAAGGGAUGCAGAAGAACAACUUCAACGCCUUCAAGAUAGUGUACGGAGUGUCAAGAGGAGACGGCAUGAUGCAGAGCGUGAUUUGGUUUCCAAGAGACUAGCACUGCAAGAUUUUAGGAAAUCACAAGUUGUUGAAGCUAGUGCAACACCUGCAUCAACCUCUGAUGAGCUCCAUCACGAAAUUUCAAGCAACCAAGAGAAGAAACAACAAAAGGAGGAGCAGCUGGAAAAGUUACGAAUCAGAAUGAGCGAAGCUGAGGCCAAGGUCAAUCAUCUUAGAGUAUCACUUGAAAAUUUAAGCAAGUCAGCAAAAGGAGAAAUUGAUGGUUUGGAGAUAGCAGAGACAGAUCUUAUGCAGAUGGACGAAGAUCUACGUGCUGCAGAAGCGCAAGAAAAACACUAUGGAGGAUUAAUGAACAAGGUGCUUGAGGAAAUAAAAAAGGCAGAGGCAGAAUAUCAGGAACUUGAGCACCUCCGAAAGGAAAAUUGUCGAAAGGCUUCUAUUAUUUGUCCCGAGUGUGAAGUUGAAGAUAUAGGUGGUUGCAAUACUAGCACCCCGGAGCAACUCAGUGCCCAAAUAACCACACUGGAUCGGAGGCUUAAGCGAGAGAGCCCGAGAGUUUCUGAAUCUAUUGAUGACCUCAAAACAAUGUAUGAGGAAAGAAAGCACAAGAUUUUUGGAAAACAACAAAGAAACAAAGAUUAUCGGGAAAAGUUGGAUGCACUUCUAAAAGCCUUAGAAUCGCGUCGAAGGAAAUUUGAGCGGAACGCUGAGCUUUUGAGGCGCCAGAUAACAUGGCAAUUCAAUAAUCAUCUCACAAACAAAGGGAUCAGUGGACAUAUCAAUGUUAGUUAUGAAGAAAGAACUCUCUCUGUUCAGGUAAAGAUGCCGCAAGAUGCAUCACGCAGCAGUGUUCGUGACAUUAGAGGACUUUCAGGAGGGGAACGCUCGUUUUCAACGUUGUGCUUUGCUUUGGCUCUUCAUAAUAUGACUGAAGCUCCAUUUCGAGCGAUGGACGAGUUUGAUGUGUUUAUGGAUGCUGUAAGUCGGAAAAUUAGCUUAGAGACUCUUGUUGAUUUUGCUCUGACUCAAGGAUCUCAAUGGAUAUUUAUUACUCCUCAUGAUAUCAGCAUGGUAAGGCAGGACGAGAGGAUAAAAAAGCAGCAAAUGGCAGCUCCUCGCUCUUGAUUACUUGGUCAAAUUCACUGUUUACAUGGCUAUGCCAAGGCCUAAUUAUCCAUUUUGAUCAGAUGGUAACCUUUUCUCAUACCAUCUUCAAGCAGACCACUAACGUGUUGAAUUAUGGAUUUCUUUUGUGAUUCUAAAAAUGAAUAGCAAGAUUUUACCUUGUUCAUAGGUCUGUAUUUUGUCCUGUACAUGAGGAUCCUUUCUCUGAAUGACUUAUCAUAGAACAAUCACUUGGUUUAAAUUAUGUGGCUAACAUCUGGGAGCCAGUAAAUGAUGACAGGGUAAAAAUGCAUUCAAUCGCUUGGAUGAUAUUAUUUUGGUUUGCUUUAUAUGCACAAUGACUU